Molecule: messenger RNA, 4188 nt
Organism: Triplophysa dalaica
Lineage: Eukaryota; Metazoa; Chordata; Actinopteri; Cypriniformes; Nemacheilidae
Product: broad substrate specificity ATP-binding cassette transporter ABCG2-like
Exons: 16
Coding region: 590-2443 (617 amino acids)
Cellular component (GO): plasma membrane
Molecular function (GO): ATP binding; ABC-type transporter activity; ATP hydrolysis activity
Source: RefSeq, a predicted model, not a curated record
UUCAUUUUCACCCUAACUUUAACUUAUUAAAUAGCGUAGCGUGAAGCGAUUUCUCAGAUAAAAUAUAGAAACCACUCGAGCGUGUUAUUAGGGAAAUGACCGUGUAAUGUGCGACUGGACAGUUAACACGCAUGUAAUGUAGAUUAUCUUGGAUAUCACGUGAACACACGCUUCAGUUGUGUUGUGUAUGCGUGUUUUUAAUGUAUGUGCGGUAUGUUAAGAGUUUGUAAUCGUUAAGCACUUUAAAACUUUGAAAGUUGCAGUUACGUUUCUAAAGUUUAAUGCCGAGUCCGAUUUCGAUACGACACCGAAAACAAAGCACAUGCUUCCGUAAUGAAAAACGUGUACGUUAACGUUAGCUUUCGUGCUCAGGAAAAGGGGAAGUGCUGAAUUUAUUUUAUUGUUCAAACGAUAAUACCAACAAACAGACCAAAGUCAAGUGCAGCCACUUCUUCUGGUUUCGUGCUUGUAAAAAAAAAUCGGUUUGAUCUCAUUUACGCUUGUAAACAAUGCAUGGCGUCACGCGCGGUAACAGUUGUGACGCCAUCACGCUGCUUGCGGCAGGGCAGGUGUCUCAGAGACAGACAUCAUGUUCGAGGAGUCAGUGGCGUGUUUUCAGGCUCCAGGUCCCACUGUCACCUUCCAGCAUCUCACAUACUGCGUGCGGGAGCGAGAGGGAAUGUUCAGCCGGAAGUGGGUGGAAAAGCAGGUCCUCAAAGAUGUCAGUGGAAUCCUGAACCCUGGAAUGAAUGCUAUAAUGGGACCUACUGGAAGUGGAAAGACAUCACUUCUAGAUGUCAUCGCAGGACGGAAGGAUCCAAAGGGCUUACAAUCAGGUCGAGUUCUUGUGGACAACAACGUUGUGACCUCUGACCUCAGGCUCUGUUCUGCCUAUGUUGUUCAGAAUGAUAUUCUGACGGGCACUCUGACUGUAAGGGAGAACCUGGCUUUCUCAGCCAAUCUUCGUCUGUCAUUGAAAGAGUUUUCCUCAUCGGAUAAAGAGAUGAGGGUCAACUCCGUCAUACAGGAGCUCAGCCUUAAAGACUGCGCAGACACUAAGAUUGGGACGUUGUAUCUGCGUGGCGUUUCUGGUGGAGAGAAGAAGAGAUGCAGCAUCGGUAUGGAGCUCAUCACCUUCCCCUCUCUUCUGUUCCUGGACGAGCCCACCACAGGUCUGGAUGCCAACACUGCCAACUCCAUCAUGGAACUGUUGCAGAAGCUCUCCAAAAAGGGCAAGACCGUCAUCUUCUCCAUUCACCAGCCACGCUACUCCAUCUUCAGGCAGUUUGAUCACCUCGCACUCAUGAACAAAGGAGAAAUCAUCUACGCAGGGUCUGCAGACAAAGCCAUCGGCUACUUUGAAGACUUGGGUUACAAGUGUGAGCCGUUCAACAACCCAGCAGACUUCUUCCUGGAUGUUAUAAACGGAACCAUCCCGUCUCAAAAUCACACAGAGAAGUUAAGCAGCAGCGAUGCGACACAGGAACAUGAGAAUCAUCUCAGUGUGAAGUACAGACAGUCUCCCUAUUUUAUGAAAGUGAUAGACCAGCUUACACGGAUGUCAGAUGACCUGGAUCCUGAGGUCAAGACGGGUAACAGGGCCUGUUACGCUACACCUUUCUACUAUCAGCUUAUGUUAGUCAGCGGAAGAACUGUAAGAAACAUCUUGCGGAAUCCACAGACUUCCUAUGCACAAGUGUUCCUCAACAUUUUCUUUGGUAUUUUGGUGGGACUGAUCUACUACCAGAUUCCACACACGUUACCCGAGGCGCUUCAGAACAGAACAGGAGCGUUCUUCUUUCUGGUCAUCAACAUGGUGUUUGGCAAUCUGUCUGCAGUCGAGCUGUUUAUCAGUGAGAGAGUUCUCUUCAUUCAUGAAAACUCGAGCGGAUACUACCGCACAUCUGUGUACUUCAUGUCUAAGGUGUUCGCUGACCUCCUACCAAACCGCAUCCUUCCUGUAUUCAUUUUCUCUGCCAUCCCGUACUUCAUGAUGGGUCUGAAGCCGGAUGUGGAGGCUUUCUUUCUGUACUGUCUCACUAUGAGUCUGAUCAGUCUGUCAGCCGUGAGUCUGGCCUUUCUGGUCAGUGCCAGCGUUGGCUCCUUCGCCAUGGCUAACAUCCUCAUUGCUAUUCCAUUUGUCUUUAUGAUGGUGUUUGGCGGUUUCCUAGUCAAUCUGAAUUCAAUGUUGAGCUGGAUGUCAUGGCUUAAGUGGGCCAGUAUGUUCCGAUAUGGCUACAAUGCACUUGCUGUCAAUGAGUUGAAGGAUCAAGUCUUCACCAGUAACUUUACCACGAUGACUGGUGAAAUGUAUCUUGAUCGUCAGGAGAUAGACUACAGCACAUUGGGUUUCUGGCAGAAUCAGGUAGCUCUGGCAGGCAUCAUGUGCACGUGUUUGAUUCUUGCUUACGUGCAGCUACGGCGGAUCAAUCGAUGGAAGUGACAUUUUAAGCUAUACAGAUAUGCGUCAUAUAUUUACAGCCGAGUGUGCAAUCUGAAUCUUUAACCUCUACCUCUGAAUCGGCCUGUGGUGCUGUAAUGUGUGAAGUUUGUGGAAUGUUUUUUUUAGAUGUUUCAUUUUAUAUUUAAACUGUAAACUGAAUAUAGACGCUGAAGAUGCUAUGUUGUUAAAUCUAUGAGCUUUUUAUUUGGACUUAUAGAUUUGUUUUUAUAUUUUUGAGACGUAUCAAGCCAUUUCCAAUCCAUUACUGCCAAAAACAUUUGCAAUGUUUCAACGGGUUUUAGGUUAUAGACUAGCCCUAGACUAAAAUAAAUGUUUAAGUUGUCUAAACUGAGAACCGCUUCAACGGAAAUAUCUUGAAAUACAUCAGUGCCAUUGUUUCGUUUCAAAAUGCACACUCCUUUUUGUCAGGCAUGCUUGUAAAAGACUGUUUAAAUGUAGCAGUUUAACAAAGGGCUAAUCCUGUUUUAAUCCAAUCCCUGUCUGGGAAACCAGCCCCAAAUGAACAUGAUUGUAUCAAGGUAUGGUGCUAUAACUGAUUGCUGUUUUUAUUGACAAAUCACUUUUUAUAGUGAAGCACUGACAUCAAAUGAAUGUCGGAAGUCCACUCCACGUCGGUUGUGGUGCCUUUUCUCCUUUAUGUUUUUUAUAAGCAGCAAAACAAUUUCUCUACUAAAGCUUUAAACCUUAAACCAAACAGCAGCCAAAUAAAAAUCACUGGACACUAUGAAUUGUCGCAACAACUUAAAAAUGCUGUACAAAGUAGUGGACUAUCAUUGAUCAAUGUGAACAGACCUGGGGCCUGAAAUAAAUGCUUCAAAACUUUCCACACAAAAUGGGAUUUCCAAAAAUUUCUGUAAAUAUGCAUUUGCAAGCAUGACACUUAAAUAUAGGGAUAAAAUAUAGGCCCGGUUCCACAAACAAGGCUAAAGACAAGUCCCAGACUUAAAUGAAUGAUGAACCGGUCUCAACUGAAAAUAACCAUUGUUUUGUCUGAAGAUGCACACAAGGUAAUGUUUCUUUCGAAAAUAUUUUUAUAAAAGUGAGUCAAAUGUCCUAAUCCAACUAAGGCAUAGUCCUGGUUUAAACUAAGCAUUGUCUUUGAAACCAGGCCAUAGUGUUUAUUGCAGGAAGCCAUAGAUCUAAAUUUAUUGCAAGCUUUUUAAAUAUACAUUCUUGUUAAUUUAAGGAGAUGUAGAGAUCUGUGUCAUUUGCAUAAGGCUUAAACCAUGUAAACAAAGGUGGUAUAUAAAACAAAACCACAAAGAAAUGGAUUUAGGUCGGUUUAAUUUCAUUUGUUUAAAACAGAAGACAAUGUUCAAAGUGAAGCACAAGAUAAAACCGGAUCAUUAUUGAAAACAUUUAGUGAGCGAUGAAAGAUCAAUUAGUAUGAAGGUCAGAAGAGACAAGUCAGACUUUUCCCCAAAACUCAUUAAUAACAGACACAACAAUGACAAGUUAAAGAGAAUCAAUUACCAUUAGGAUCAAAAUGUUAUCCAUUAAAAAGUCAGUGGCCUCACAGGUGAUUUGUUCUCAGUUUACAUCAGUUCAAGAGGCAGGGAUAUCAGGGAGUCCGAAAACUGUCAAGACACAUUUCUGUCUCAUUCCUCAGACCCUUCUCAUCAUGAAGGCACCAACUACACUUCUCUCACAAGACUUUCUGUGCAUAUUUGAAGUUACAACUUACAUCUAAAACAACAUUUUAAAACUAAAAAAAAAAUCCCCUU